Haliotis rufescens (red abalone) is the source of this 1252-nucleotide messenger RNA. Its product is annotated as glycine-rich cell wall structural protein 1.8-like. The transcript has 2 exons. The coding region runs from base 41 to 1198 and encodes 385 amino acids. The record is from RefSeq and is a predicted model, not a curated record. Lineage: Eukaryota; Metazoa; Mollusca; Gastropoda; Lepetellida; Haliotidae.
UCCUGCUCUGGUGAUCAUCAACUCUGCAGCUGCUACAAGAAUGAAGGUCGUCGUCGCUGCGUUGUCCAUGCUGGUCUGUUCCGCCAUUGCCCAGGUACCCCUCAGCGGUAACUCCCUCGUGGGUAGGCCCUUCGGUCUUGGUUUCAACAAUGGAGGCGUUGUUGGCAACGUUGGUUUUGGUGGUAAGGGUCAUGGCUACGGCUACAACCCUAAAGGCUACAACAACUACGGCUACGGUAAAGGUGUUGCUGGUCCCUUCGUCGCCGGACAUGGAUCUGGUCUUGUAGGACAGGGACCUUUUGUCGGCCAUGCUGGUUCCUUUGAUGGACACGGUCCACUCGUUGGAGGACACGGUGUUGCUGGACACGGCCCCUUCAUUGGUGGACAUGGCGUUGCUGGACACGGUUCCGUCAAUGGUGGACAUGGUGUUGUUGGUAAUGGAUACGGCUACGGCUACAACCCCUACAACAACAACUACGGCUACGGUAAAGGCGUUGGCGGAGUCGGUGUUACUGGUCCCUUCGUCACCGGACAUGGAGCUGGUCUUGUUGGACAGGGACCUUUCGUUGGUCAUGCUGGUUCAUUCGCAGGACAUGGACCCUUUGUUGCUGGUAACGGCGUUGCUGGAAAGGGACACGGCUACAACUCUUACAACGGAGUUGGGAAUGGAGUUGGUCUUGUAGGAAAUGGACUCCUUGGACAGGCCGGACACGGCCUCGUAGGACCCCUCGCAGUCGGUGGCCACGGUGUUGCUGGUCAGGGACAUGGCUACGGCUACGGUACAAACGUCGAACAUGGAGCUGGUCUUGUUGGAAAUGGACUCCAUGGACACAACGGACACGGACUCGCAGGACCUCUCGCAGCCGGACAUGGUGUUGCUGGUCAGGGACAUGGCUACGGCUACAACCCCUACAACAACAACUACGGCUACGGUCAGAACGUGGGACAUGGGGCUGGUCUUGUAGGACAUGGCACUGCUGGACACGGAUCGAACGGACCUUUCGCUACCGGACAUGGUGUAGCUGGACACAGUCUCGCCGGACCUUUUGCUACCGGACACGGUGUAGCUGGACACAGUCUCGCCGGACCUUUCGCUGCCGGACACGGUGUUGCUGGGCUUGGAGUCGGCCAAUUCGGAUCCAAAACUCAUGGUGGAAACGUCGGAUUCGGCGGUGUUGCCACCGGCCAUUACUACUAAAAACAUUUGACGAAUGAGUGUGUUUUAUACUUCAUGGUUUUUUACUUGAUAUAU